Molecule: messenger RNA, 3411 nt
Organism: Alexandromys fortis (reed vole)
Lineage: Eukaryota; Metazoa; Chordata; Mammalia; Rodentia; Cricetidae
Gene: Dsg3
Product: desmoglein 3
Exons: 16
Coding region: 1-3216 (1071 amino acids)
Biological process (GO): homophilic cell-cell adhesion
Cellular component (GO): desmosome; plasma membrane
Molecular function (GO): calcium ion binding
Source: RefSeq, a predicted model, not a curated record
AUGACCUGCCUUUUCCCCAGAGCCCUGGGGCCUCUGGUCCUCUUGAUGUGCCGCUGGCCAGGCUGUGCAUUGCACAACUUCAGUAGGUGCACUCACGGGAUCUGCAGUGGAAGCAGCACCCGGAAGUUUGCAAGGAACAGCCUGCACAGCGCAAAGACUGCCCGUCACGGAGGCGAUAAAUCGGGGUCUCUUUCAACACAGUCAGGAGGGCAGCACGGAGAAGACGGGACAGCAGUGCAGCCGGUCAAAAGAAGGUACAAACGUGAAUGGGUCAAAUUUGCCAAGCCCUGCAGAGAAAGAGAAGACAACUCAAAAAGAAAUCCCAUUGCCAAGAUCACUUCCGAUUUUCAAGCAACCCAGAAAAUUACCUACCGAAUUUCUGGGGUGGGAAUUGAUCAGCCCCCUUUUGGAAUCUUUGUUGUUGACCCAAACAAUGGUGAUAUUAACAUAACGGCCAUAGUUGAUCGUGAGGAAACCCCGAGCUUCCUGAUCACAUGCCGAGCUCUGAACGCCCUGGGACAAGAUGUAGAGAGACCACUCAUAUUAACAGUGAAAAUUUUAGAUGUCAAUGAUAAUGCUCCGAUAUUUUCACAAACCAUAUUCAAGGGUGAAAUUGAAGAAAACAGUGCUUCAAAUUCACUGGUAAUGAUCCUAAAUGCCACAGACGCGGAUGAACCAAACCAUUUGAAUUCUAAAAUUGCCUUCAAAAUCGUCUCCCAGGAGCCUGCAGGCAUGCCCAUGUUCCUCAUCAGCAGAAACACGGGAGAAGUCCGCACUUUGACCAGUUCUCUUGAUCGAGAGCAAAUCAGUAGCUACCAUCUGGUUGUGAGUGGUACAGACAAUGACGGAACGGGACUGUCGACUCAAUGCGAAUGCAGUAUUAAAGUGAAAGACGUCAACGACAACUUCCCGGUGCUUAGGGAUUCUCAGUACUCAGCGCGCAUUGAGGAAAACACUCUAAACGCCGAGCUACUCCGGUUUCAAGUAACAGACUGGGACGAAGAGUACACGGAUAACUGGUUGGCCGUGUACUUCUUUACCUCUGGGAAUGAGGGGAAUUGGUUUGAAAUUGAAACAGAUCCAAGAACCAACGAAGGCAUCCUGAAGGUGGUUAAGGCUCUGGAUUACGAGCAGAUGCAAAGCCUGCAGUUUAGCAUCGCCGUCAGGAACAAAGCUGAGUUCCACCAGUCCGUGAUCUCUCAGUACCGAGUGCAGCCGACUCCAGUCAUUAUCCAAGUCACCAAUGUCCAAGAAGGCAUUUCUUUCCGUCCUCCUUCCAAGACAUUUACUGUGCCAGGGAGCAUAAGCACCAGUAAACUGGCUGGUUAUAUCCUGGGAACAUAUGAAGCUACUGAUGAAGACACUGGUAGAGCUGCCUCGACUGUCAGAUAUGUCCUGGGUCGUAAUGAUGGUGGUUUGCUUGUUAUUGAUCCAAAAACUGCUCAGAUCAAAUUUAUCAAAAACAUCGACCGAGAUUCUACUUUCAUAGUUAACAAGACAAUCUCAGCUGAGGUUCUGGCUAUAGAUGAAAACACUGGUAAGACGUCUACGGGCACAGUACACGUCGAAGUGCCCAGUUUCAGUGAAAACUGUCCCUCGGUUGUCCUGGAGAAGAACGAGAUCUGUAGCAGUGCCUCGCCGUCUGUGCUCAUCUCGGUGAAAACCCUGGAGAGGGGCAGAUACACUGGCCCCUACACAGUGUCGCUGGAGGAGCAGCCUCUGAAACUGCCAGUCAUGUGGAACAUCAGAAUGAUGAAUGAUACCUCCGCACUUCUACGAGCCCAGCAGCAGGUGUCCCCAGGAGUGUACAGCGUCCCAGUCGUUGUGAAGGACAAUGAGGGCGGGCAGUGUGACACACCAGAGAUCCUGACCCUGACAGUGUGUCAGUGUGAUGACCGGAACAUGUGCCGAGCCCCUAACCCGAGCAGAGAGCCUAUGAGACACAGAGAGUCAUCCUGGCGGCUGGGGCCCGCUGCCAUCGGCUUGAUCCUGCUGGGACUCCUGAUGCUGCUGUUGGCCCCGCUUCUGCUGCUGGCCUGUGACUGUGGGUCAGGUCCCAUCGGAGGAGGAGCCGCGACAGGUGGCUUUAUCCCUGUGCCUGAUGGUUCAGAAGGAACAAUCCAUCAGUGGGGAAUUGAAGGAGCCCAGCCUGAAGACAAGGAAAUCACAAAUAUUUGUGUGCCUCCUAUCACAACCAAUGGUGCAGAUUUUAUGGAAAGUUCUGAAGUCUGUACAAACACAUAUGCUGGAGGGACGGUGGUGGAAGGUGCUUCGGGAAUGGAAAUGACUACCAAAAUGGGAGCCGCUACUGGAGCAGGAGCUGCGGGGACACUUGGCCCCUGUUCCCUGGAUCACUCAGGAACGAUGAGAACGAGGCAUUCCACUGGAGGGACCUUGAAGGACUACGUUGUUGCACCAGUGAACAUGACUUUCCUAGGUUCCUACUUUAAUCAGAAAUCGUUUGCCUAUGCCGAGGAGGAGGAUGAGCGGGAAGUGAAUGACUGUUUGCUGAUUUACGAUGACGAAGACGAGGAUGGCGCCCCCUGUUCGCCUGCCCUCAGCUCCUGCAGCUUCAUGCCCGAUGACCUAGAUGACAGCUUCUUGGAGUCCCUUGGCCCCAAAUUUAAAAAGCUUGCAGAGAUAUGUCUCGGUAUUGAUGACGAAGCCAAGCAGGCAAAGCCAGGCCCUAAAGACAGUGGUUCUGGGGCAGGCAUCUCUGCUCGCUCUGCGGAAGUCCCUCAGUCAGGUGCUAACAGGUACCAAACUUUGCCUGGCAGUCUGGAAAUCCCUCAGUCACGUUCUCAAAGGUACCAGACUUCGCCUGGCAGUCUGGAAGUCCCUCAAUCAGUUUCUAACAGGUACCAAACUUUGCCUGGCAGUCUGGAGGUCGCUCAGUCGGGUGCUCAAAGACACCAGACUUUGCCUGGCAGUCAGGAUGCUUCUGUUUUGUUCACUUCCGGGUCUGUCCACCCUGCCAUUGCCAUUCCUGACCCUUUACAGCUUGGUAACUACUUGCUCACAGAAACCCACGCAACUUCAGGCUCCCUCGUGCAGCCCACCACUGCCACCUCUGACUCACGUCUCACCCAGAAUGUCACCGUAACAGAAAGAGUGAUUUGCCCCCUUCCUAGUAUCUCUGGUAGCAUAGUGGCUCCCACAGAGCUGCGGGGCUCCUACAGUAUGCUCUAUACAAAAGAAACCAGUUCCCAUCUAUGACCUAAGCAAACUGGAAAAAUAUACUAGCCAAAUUUGGAUAUUUGUACCCAAAUAUCUUUUUAAAAUCUAGCAAAGCUUGUGGUAUUGGACUAAUUUGGCUCCUACUGGAUAACCUCUGAUCAUGAUCAUGAUUUACAUAUUCUUAUUCAUAUACAACAGCUAGGUAUGUUAAGGAAUAUUUCUAAUUCUCUGAUU